This is a messenger RNA of Medicago truncatula (barrel medic), 1495 nucleotides long. RefSeq names its product dof zinc finger protein 1. Gene Ontology annotation, molecular function: DNA-binding transcription factor activity; DNA binding. The record is from RefSeq and is a predicted model, not a curated record. The transcript is spliced from 2 exons. NCBI's taxonomy places the organism in Eukaryota, Viridiplantae, Streptophyta, Magnoliopsida, Fabales, Fabaceae. Gene Ontology annotation, biological process: regulation of DNA-templated transcription. The coding region runs from base 317 to 1189 and encodes 290 amino acids.
CUUUCCUUCUUAUAAUCAUGAAAAAAAACUAUAAGAUUUAACCAUAAUAAAGUUUUAUGUUUCAUAAAUUAUGUUGAUUAUUGUUAGUUCUAAGGAAAGUUUCACUUUAUAUCCUUUACUACUUUUCCUGAUCCUCUACUAAAAAUUUCAGUUUUUGUUUUGUUCUUGUCUUUUUUUAGAUCCUUUUCAUUUAUUUUUUUCUUCUUUUAAACGUACUAGUACUACACCUUUCUUUUUCCCAAGAAAAAGUUGAUGAAUUUGUUUGUAUUAUUUCUAACUUCUUCUUCAAAGUGGGAAUAUUGGAUUGGUUAAACAAAUGGAUGGAUCAACUUCAAAUUCAAAACCAACUCCUUCUAUGUUAGAGAGAAAAGCAAGGCCACAAAAAGAUCAAGCUUUAAACUGUCCAAGGUGCAAUUCAACUAACACAAAAUUCUGUUACUACAAUAACUAUAGCCUCUCACAACCAAGGUACUUUUGCAAAACCUGUAGAAGGUAUUGGACUGAAGGUGGUUCUUUAAGAAAUGUUCCUGUAGGUGGUGGUUCAAGAAAAAACAAAAGAUCAACCUCAUCAUCAUCACCUUCAAUCUCACAAUCACAACCUCCAUCAUCAAUAACAAAAAAUAUUAUCAUUAAUCCUGAUCUUGCUACAACACAAAAUAAUUUCCCUCAAUCUGCUUCUCAAAACCCUAAGAUCCAUCAAGGACAAGAUCUUAACCUAGCUUAUCCACCACAAACAACUGAGGAUAAUUAUAACACCAUAUCUAAAUUCAUUGAGCUUCCUUACACAACUGAUCAUCAAGACAAAACUACAAGUGCUAUGGAGCUUCUGAAAACUGCUUCUUCAUCAAGGGGUUUGAAUUCUUUUAUGCCUAUGACUUUGUCUGAGUCUAGUGCAAUGUAUAAUUCAAGUGGCUUUGCUUUGCAAGAUUUUAAGCUUGGGGUCAAUUUUGGCUUAGAAGGGUUUGAGAAUGGUUAUGGUGGUUUACAAGGGAUUAAUAAUCAAGAGGGUUCUGCUGGUGGUGGUGGUGGUGGUGGUGCAAGGAUGUUGUUUCCUGUUGUAGAGGAUCAGUUGAAUAAGCAACAGCAGCAACAAGUUCCAAAUAGUGGUGAGUUUGAACAUCAGCAAAAUAGAACUCAAGGUGAUUCUACUGGUUAUUGGAACGGAAUGUUAGGUGGAGGAUCAUGGUAGAUAAUGGAUAAGAAGAAGGAAAAAAAGUGAUAAAACAAGGGGUUGGUGCUUUUAAUUUUAUUUUUAUUUUUACUUUUUUUCUUUCUCAUCUUUAUCUUUUGGUAAUGUUGGGGAGUGGAUGUUUGAAAUUUGAAGUGAUCAUGAUCAGAACCACUAACAAAAUAGGGUACAUAGGUUAUUAUUAUUUAUGGAUGGAUGUUGUUUUGUUUCUUUAAUUUGGUGUUUUUUUCGUUAUUAUCGUGCUAAUAUCACUUUUGAUUGAAUUUUGGCUUUAUUUCUUCUAUAACUACUAGUAUAUUAUUUUGA